CACCUCGUGGUGAAAUCUCGUCCUUACAAACCCUAAGAAACUUUCCAACUAUCACAGAGCAGUACUGACUAGAAAUGGCAAGACCAGCAACAGAAGUUGAAAUACCUGCAGCAGCAGAAGGUGAAGUGGUCAGAGACAUGUAUGGAGAAGAUGACCCAAAGACAAAAACCCACAGAGACAUGCAGCUCAACAACAACCCAAAUGUUCUUUUCAGAAUUUAUCGUGAAGGUUUACUGCAUAUCCUGCUCUUUAGACCCACGGCUAACAUCUUUUGGAGAAGACUACUUCAAGAGGAAUAUCAAGACAUCACUUCUCAGAGGACCUUCCAACACACUGUUGAAGAGCCCAUUGGGCAUACGAUAAAUCUCUCUGGUAAUAGGGAGGAAUUAGAAAGAUUCUGUGACAACUUUAGGAACAAUCUGCAGCGUGCUAAUAAUGCUGAAAAUGAAAUGGUAGGGAACAAUCUGGAGGAUGCCAAUCUGGAGAAUGCUAAUAAUAAUAACCAUGAUAAUGAAAUUGAAGAACUGCAACAAAGGAUACGGGAACUUGAAUUAGAAAACACACAACUUCGACAGCAGAGAGAUGAAAACCUACAAAGACCUCCUGAUGAUUCCGAGUGAUCCAUCCUAGUGAUUCUGUGAAACUGUGGGGAAUUAUACUGCAUUAAGUUUAAUCAUCAGUCCUCUUAUUGUUGAGAAUUAAUAAAGAACAGUUAACUAAACAGC
Molecule: messenger RNA, 725 nt
Organism: Danio rerio (zebrafish)
Lineage: Eukaryota; Metazoa; Chordata; Actinopteri; Cypriniformes; Danionidae
Source: RefSeq, a predicted model, not a curated record